This is a messenger RNA of Diuraphis noxia (Russian wheat aphid), 1203 nucleotides long. Its product is annotated as trehalase-like. NCBI's taxonomy places the organism in Eukaryota, Metazoa, Arthropoda, Insecta, Hemiptera, Aphididae. The record is from RefSeq and is a predicted model, not a curated record. Gene Ontology annotation, biological process: trehalose catabolic process. Gene Ontology annotation, molecular function: alpha,alpha-trehalase activity.
AUGAGCAAACUCUACUGCGAAAGCGAAUUCAUGCAUGACGUACAACUAGCACGAAUUUAUCCGGAUUCGAAAACGUUUGUGGAUAAGAAGCUGAAAUGUACCGAAUAUGAAAUUUUAACCGAUUAUAAAACACUGAAAGACACUAACAAUGGUAACGUGCCCACGAUGGAUGAGUUGGUCAAGUUCAUUGACGAGCACUUAGAAGACGGCGACGAGUUGGAGCCAUGGAAUCCUCCGGACUUUAGCGAAAACCCAUCGAUCGCCAACCGGAUCAGAGACCAGAACUACAAACAGUGGGCGUUGGGAUUGAACCAGGUGUGGAAAACUUUGGCGAGGAAAGUCAAAGACGACGUGAGAAUCCAUCCCGAACAGUACUCGCUGAUAUGGGUUCCAAACGGGUUUUUCAUACCCGGUGGUAGAUUUAGGGAGCUUUAUUAUUGGGACACGUACUGGAUUGUUAAUGGACUUAUGCUAUGUGACAUGAAGGCCACGGCUCGUGGUGUCAUCGACAAUAUCAUAUCGCUGGUGAAUCAAUUCGGUUUCAUGCCGAAUGGUGGACGAUCAUACUACCUAAACAGAUCACAACCACCAAUGCUCAUACUGAUGGCUUUGAGUUACUACGAAGAAACCGACGACUUUGAAUAUAUUAAAAAGAUCAUUCCAGUAAGUACAACAAAUGCCAACAUUGCACUGUAUUUCGAAUCUCGUGCUAUUAUGAAACGUAUUUUGGCCAACGGCCUCAUACACAWCACAUAUCUAAUAGAUUAUCAGCUCGUUAAAACAGACCGUACGCCUACAUCCAUGUACGUAUCGUCUCAACAGUGGGAUUAUCCAAAUGCUUGGCCUCCUCUGCAAGCAUAUAUCAUUCAAGGUCUGCACAGGACAGAACAUAGCUGCGCACAGCAAGUGGCCGCGAAAAUGGCCGAGGUCUGGUUGAGCACGAAUUAUAAGGGAUUUGCAGAAAAAUCGAUAAUGUAUGAAAAGUACCACGUCGAACUUCCGGGAGAAACUGGUGGCGGUGGUGAAUAUAUUCCGCAAACUGGUUUCGGUUGGACAAAUGGUAUCGUGCUAGAGUUCUUAAACCAAUGGUGUUCCGUCAAAACAACUGACACAGAUGAGCCUCAGAGUGAUAAUCAAGACAGCAGAUCUAUGUUGAAAAACAGUUUUAAACGAUUCUGCAAAUUUUUGGAAAGUAAAAAUUGA